CUCCUCCUCCUCCUCCUCUUGCUGACUGGCUUUGGGAGCUUUUGUUUUUUUUCUCCCACGUGACCGUGGUGUUGUUGUGGCUGCUGCUGCUGCUACUGCUGCCCCUCGGCGCGAGGGCACCUCUUGAGGAGGAGGAAAAAAAGAAAAAAGAGAGAGGAAGGAAGGAAGGAGGGAAGGAAGGAGGAGGAGAAGAAGGAAGAGGAGGAGAAGGAGAAGAGGAAGGGAUUGCUGAGGGCGCUGCAGAGAAGCAGCUCUGGGGGAGAGAAAAGGCAGGCAGCUCUGAGGAAGGCAGGCAGGCUGCUCUGAGGGAAAAAGGAGACAAUUCUGAGAGGGAAAAGCAGAUAGUUUUGAGGUGAAAGGGAGACAAAUCUGAAGGGGGAAAGCAUAGUUGUGAGGUAAAAAAGGAGGCAGUUCUGGGGAUGGGGGGGAAGCGGACAGUUUUGAGGGGGAAAGGAGACAAUUCUGAGGGGGAAAGCUUAGUCUUGAGAUAAAAAGGAGGCAAUUCUGGGGGGGGGYSCAUAGUUUUGAGGUAAAAAGGAGACAAUUCUGAGGGGGCGGGAAAAGCAGAUAGUUGUGAGGUUAAAAAAAGACAAUUCUGAGGGGGGAAAGUAUAGCUUUAAGGUAAAAAGAAGGCAGUUCUGAGAGGAGAAAGCAUAGUUUUGAGGUAAAAAAAGGAGACAAUUCUGAGGGGGAGAAAGCAGAUAGUUGAGAGGUAAAAAAGGAGACAAUUCUGAGGGGGGGYAAGCUUAGUUUUGAUGGAAAAGGAGACAYUUCUGAGGGGGGAAAGGCAGGCAGCUCUGAUGGGAAAAGGAGACAAUUCUGAGGGAGAAAAAGCAGAUAGUUUUGAGGGGAAAAGAAGACAAUUCUGAGGGGGGAAACAACGUUUUGAGGUGAAAAGAAGGAAAUUCUGAGGGGGGAAGCGUCGCUUUGAGGUAAAAGGCAAUUCUGAGGGGGGGGGGCAGAUACUUUUGAGGAAGAAUGAGGCAAUUCUGAGGGGAGAAAGCGGAUAGUUUUGAGGUGGAAAGGAGACAAUUCUGAGGGGAAAACAUAGUUCUGAGGGGAAAAGAUAGAUAGUUUGGAGGUAAAAAAGGAGACAAUUCUGAGGCGGGAAAGCAAAUCGUUCUGAGGGGAAAAGGUAGAUAGUUUGGAGGUUUAAAAGCCAGGCUGUUAUGAGAGAAAAUGCAGACAGAUCUGAGGGGAAAGGUGGACAGUUCUGAGGAGGAAAGGCAGGCACUUCUUCUGAGGGAGAAGGGAAACCAUUCUGAGGGGAAAGGUAAACAGUUCUGAGGGAGAAAGGGAGACAUUUCUGAGGGAGAAAGGGAGACAGUUCUGAGGGGGAAAGGUAGAUAAUUCUGAGGGAGAAAGGUAGAUAAUUCUGAGGGAGAAAGGGAAGCCUUCUGAAGGGGAAAGGCAACCAGCUCUGAGGGGAAAGGCAGCCAGUUUUGGGGGAACAAUGUGGCCUGAGCCCCGAGCCCGGUCGACGCUUCGGGGCCUCCAGGCGGGGUUUUAGCAUUCCCGGCGCAUUCCUUCCUUCCUCCUCCUCAGGACCAUGGCAAUGGCGGCGGCUCCUCCGGCCUUGGCUCCCCGCAGCAGCCCCGGGAGCAGAAGCAGCGGGAGCGGGAGCAGCCCCGGGACGCUGGGCGCUUCUUGCCCGAGAAGGAAGGCUCCUCCUCCGCCGCCGCCGCCGCGCAUGGACCCCCGCCGCAGGCAAGCCGCGCUCUCCUUCCUCACCAACAUCUCCCUGGAUGGGCGGCCCGCGCUGCAGGACGACGACGAGGGCGGCGGGGAAGGAGGCGGCGGCAGCGGGGACGGCUCCGUGUUGUUGGCCAGCAGGGCCCCCCUGGGCUCCGCCACCAGGACGCGGCUCGGCUCCGGCGCUUUCCAGUCGCCUCAGCAGCAUCACGGGGCUCCCAGCGCCCCCUCCUCAGCCUGCCUCCGGUUCGCGAUGAGUCCCUUCGGGGCCUCCCGGAGCGAGGAAGGCGACGACGAGGAGGAGGAGGACGAGGAGGAGGAAGGCGAGGAAGACGCCUUCGCCAGCCCGCAGGGGGCCUCGGGCAGCAGCAGCAGCGGCGUCGUCGGAGGGGCCCCGCGGGGCCGGCUCGGCUCCUUCACUCAGGGAAUCCUGCCCCUCUCCGCCUUCGCCCGCGCCGCCGCCCCGCCGCAGGGCUUCCACGCCUGCUGCGCCCUCGAGCAAGCCGGGCCCGUCGCGCCCGCCGCCGCCGCCUUCGAGCUGCAGAGGUCCCGACGCCGGUUGAUUUCCCAGAGGUCUUCAUUGGAAACUUUGGAAGACAUUGAGGAAAAUGCUCCCUUACGGAGGUGCCGGACUCUGUCAGGCUCACCUAGACCAAAGAACUUUAAGAAGGUUCAUUUCAUCAAGAACAUACGACAGAAUGAUACACGGAGUGGCAGAAUAGUCCUUAUUAGUGGAAGAAGAUCUUUCUGCAGCAUAUUUUCAGUGCUGCCAUAUCGUGAUUGUAGCCAUGUUGGAGAUGUGAAAACGGAAGGUGGAAGACAGUGUCACACUUCCACAGGAGUUUGCUUGAAAGAUAUAGUUGGCCUUGAAGGUGUGGAACUGGGAGCCAAUGGGAAGACUGUUUCUUAUACCCAAUUUCUUUUUCCAACUAAUGCCUUGGGAGCACGGAGAAACACCAUAGACUCCACUUCAUCCAUUCAGUUUCGCAAUGCAAGCCAUCGUAGCCUAUCGUUUGGAAGGGCUAACAGUACCCAAGGGAGCAUUGAUACAGGCAGUGACUUGGGAGAAUAUAUUGAAUACAACCCAAAUCUUUUAGAUGAUCCUCAGUGGCCAUGUGGAAAGCAUAAGCGGGUAUUGAUAUUCCCUUCAUAUAUGACAACAGUCAUUGAUUAUGUGAAGCCGUCUGACCUUAAGAAAGAUAUGAAUGAGACUUUCAAGGAGAAAUUCCCUCACAUCAAGCUGACACUUAGUAAAAUAAGAAGCUUGAAGCGAGAGAUGCGCAAACUAGCCCAAGAAGAGUGUGGUUUCGAGGAACCCACUGUAGCCAUGGCCUUUGUCUAUUUUGAGAAGCUUGCUCUCAAGGGAAAACUCAACAAGCAGAACAGGAAGCUGUGUGCAGGGGCCUGUGUGCUACUAGCUGCCAAAAUUGGCAGCGAUCUCAAAAAGCACGAGGUGAAACAUCUCAUAGAUAAACUGGAAGAGAAGUUUCGGCUGAACAGGCGAGAACUGAUUGCCUAUGAAUUUCCAGCGUUAGUGGCCUUGGAGUUUGCUCUCCAUCUACCUGAACAUGAAGUCAUGCCACAUUAUAGACGCUUGAUCCAAAACUCCUAGCAUUGGCUACCCUUCCAAGAAGGGGGAGGGGUUUAAAAACUUACUUUCUGUUGAGCUCAGAAGAGCAGAAUUACUACUGGAAAUGCAAAAAUGGGACACAGAUGCCCCAAGACCCAUUGUACUCUUUUUCAGUGCAGCUUUUUGACAAGAUAAUAGGAAUAAAGCAGUAAAUUCCUUUUUAAGACUCUCAGGCUACAGGAACUGUUUAACUAAGCGCAUGAGUUGCAUGCAAAUGAGCAGUGGAUGGAUUAGAUUCAUACCAAAUGGACCAAAUAAGAACUUCUUUGAGUUAUGCUUAUCUCUCCUGAAAAGAAUGAGGAUCUACAGUAGCCUUCAUUUCAUGCUUCUUUUUCACUGUUCCAUUCAGUUACUUGGAAUUUUGUCAGCUUUUUUAUAAGCUGGUGGUUUUCAGCUUAUUGAAGAAUCCUUCAAGUGGUGGCAGGUUGUGGUGUGUUUCUUCACUGUGUCAAUGAUGUGCCAAUCUAUUUUUGUAUCUGAUACUGGAAGUGCACUUUUCCCAAUAGGUGGGUGGAUUGUUCAUUUGUGAGACAGUGAAUGUGCCAGCCUUGCAUCAUUGCUACAAUAAUGUAUAUUAAAGAAUGGGGAAAAAUUGGGACCAUCUGGAGAAAACAAAACUACUGAAAAGGAGAAAUGUGGUUUCACAUUCUUCAGGUGCCAGUCUUCAGGUGGCAUUUUCUAACCCCUUGAUUCUUUGAUUUCAUCCCCUCUGUACAACUUCUUUUCUUUUUCUUAAGAUUACACUACUACAUAUGUACACACACACACAAAAUGACUACCUGCAACUUGUCUUAUGCUUUCACUUUUGUACUUGAUUCCAUUCAUAUGCUGAGUAUGUGAGAGAGGUGUCCUUUUUGUGGUUGUCUCAGUUUUAGCCACACACUAGCAGCCUCUGCAGUUUUCCCUCUGUGGAGAUAGUUAGACUUGCACUCUGUAGUGUUCGCAAUUGGUGCUCUAUGUUAGAGUGCAUUUGGAGGCACGUUGACGGUGCUGAAUGUUUAAACAGUGUUUUCUAAAACCAAUAUGUCAAACCAAGAAGCAGAAUUGUCAGUCCGGGGUCUUGACACCAGGAACACACACCAGUGUGGGUAAUUCUCGUUGCAGUUGCAUUACUGUUGUUUUUAAACAAAAUAGGUUGUACAACACCAACUUUGAAUAACGAGGGCACUAAAAUUGCUACAUUUUUUCAUAUUCCGGAGAUGUUUUACUAUUCUGGAAUCUUGUAGUACUUUAACUGUUUGUAAAUUACCAAAUCCAGAUGGGAAAAAACUCAGAAUGCAAACAGGACCCUCUCUGUGUAUUCUGUUUUCUAAAUACUUGUAUGUAUAAUUAUUAUGUAUGAUAAGAUAAUUGCAGCUGGAUGUGCUUGGUAAUAUGCUAAAAGACAUGCAUCAAAGAAUUAAACAAUUAUUUUUAUAUAUAGUGAAUGUACAUGCCCCACUUUUUCCAGUACUGAUUCACUUGACACAGUCUAUGACUGGCACAACAAUUUCAAUAAAAUCAAGUAGUUUACUGUUUUAAA
Messenger RNA from Anolis sagrei ordinatus, 4844 nucleotides. It is a transcript of the gene CABLES1, whose product is annotated as Cdk5 and Abl enzyme substrate 1. NCBI's taxonomy places the organism in Eukaryota, Metazoa, Chordata, Lepidosauria, Squamata, Anolidae. Gene Ontology annotation, biological process: nervous system development; regulation of cell cycle. The record is from RefSeq and is a predicted model, not a curated record. Gene Ontology annotation, cellular component: cytosol.